Molecule: messenger RNA, 435 nt
Organism: Uloborus diversus
Lineage: Eukaryota; Metazoa; Arthropoda; Arachnida; Araneae; Uloboridae
Product: major centromere autoantigen B-like
Exons: 2
Coding region: 1-435 (144 amino acids)
Source: RefSeq, a predicted model, not a curated record
AUGAGGGACAAUUAUAGAAAAGAAUGUGUAGCUCUUUCAGAAAGAGAAGAAAAAGCAUCGUGUUUCGAUCAAGCUUUCAACAUGUCUGGAAAAGGAAAACUUACCUCUUUAUCUUAUAAAGGAAAGAAGGACUUAAUUUCCAUUUUCAAAAAGUCGAAUGUUUCGAAAGCAGCUUUUGCCAAAGAACACUGUAUUCCCAGAACCACUUUAAACAGUAUUCUUUCCUCAAAACAAAUAAUUGAAGAAUCUGACAUCAAAGACAAAAGAAAGAGGAUGAGAAAAUCAAAGUAUGACGAGAUUGAAGAGGUUCUAGUUCGCUGGCUAAAACGUGCAAGGUCACAAAAUGUGCCUAUUUCUGCUGUGAUUCUGAAAGAAAAAGCCUUGGAAAUUGCCGAGGAGUUCAACAUAGAAGAUUUCAGCGGCAGUUAUGGUUGA